GUUUUUAAGUUAUUACAUUAGAAUUGAGAGUCGUGUGUCAUGAAUGGAUUAGUGGUUAGAGUGUAGGUCUGUUGAUACAUCAGUGGGUUGGUCGAUGCAGUAGUAGUGCAGUGUGUCAAUUGGAGUCGUGGUGACAGGCAGCGUGGUCGUACCAGCAAAUAUGUCGAUGAAAAGCGCAUUAGAGCCGAAACCGGGCAGGAGCACAGAUGUCGAGUCCACGGAGAGAACACCCCUCGUCAGCAAAAAUAGCGGUGGUGGUGAUGAUGGAAAUCCUAGAAGUGAUGACUAUAGCCGUGGUGGAUUAUCAGUCAAGCAGACCGUAUUCCUGAUCGCCGGCGAGAUGGCAGGCAGUGGUAUUUUGGCGCUACCCAGAGCUCUUGUCAGAACGGGAUGGCUGGGAGUACCGAUUAUAGUCGUAAUGUGUGCAGCGGCAGCGUUCAGCGGCAAGCGUUUAGGUGAUUGCUGGUCCAUCCUCGAGGAACGCGAUCCAAAAUUAAGGACCAGGAAAAGGAACCCUUACGCUAUUAUUGCUGAAAAGUCUUUGGGGACGACGUGGAGCGUGGUGGUAUCGAUGGCAAUGACGACGACACUGUUCGGCGUUGCUGUGGUGAACCUACUGCUGGCUGCGCAGAUAGUGGAGCAGGUGUUCCUAUCGCUGGUGCCGAAUGUGUCAUACUGUGCGUGGUACCUGAUUGUGGCGGGGGCCAUGACGCCGCUGAUGCUACACGGCACACCCAAGGACAUUUCCUACGUUGGGGUAAUCGCGUUUGGUGCGACUGUGGUCGCUUGCAUCCUGUACUUCAUCCAGAUGAUGAAUGACAUCAGGCCCUUCGUGUUCCGCUACGGGAUCCACGGCUUCCAGGACUUCUUCCUAGCAUUUGGCACGAUCAUGUUCGCGUUCGGCGGCGCCUCAACCUUCCCCACCAUUCAGAAUGACAUGGCUGAUAAGAGGAAGUUCAAUAAGAGCCUGAAUUACAGUUUUCUUGUAAUCCUCGGCAUAUAUCUACCAAUUGCCAUAGCUGGUUAUGCUGUGUAUGGCGAGUCAGCAGGAUCAAAUAUAUCUGCGUCCCUCUCUACCACGCCGCUCACGCUGGUUGGUAAUAUUCUCAUGGCCUUGCACCUCGUCACCGCUUUUGUGAUCAUCAUCAAUCCUGUCUGCCAAGAAAUGGAGCAGCUGUACAAUAUACCAAGAGAUUCAAUGGGAUGGCGCAUCGUGAUACGUGUUUCGGUGAUGCUUGCGAUCCUGUUCAUUGGUGAAAGCGUCCCUCGGUUCUACACCAUCCUGGCGCUGGUCGGGGGCACCACUAUCGUGCUCCUCACUUUCGUACUACCUUCUUACUGCUAUCUUAGCUUAAUGGAACAACCACUGGAGGGGGGACAGACGCCUGUCGAGAUGCCGGGCUGGAUGAAGAUGGUAUGCUGGGAAUUGGUCACCUUCGGUUUGGUCGGAGGCAUCGCGGCUGCCUACAGCGCCAUCAGCGCUAUAUUCAGCACAGCACAAGCUACGCCCUGCUACUUACGUUAAUAACUAAAUACAAUUUUUCGACUAUAGGUUCUAACAAUUUGUAAGUUAAGAAAUAGCUAGUUAGGUAGGUACUCAUUGUUGACUAUGUCCUUGCGCUUCCUCUAGUAGAGUUUUUAGUUGUUCCUGCGAGUUUUGAGGGCCCCUUGCAUUCGCUUCCAUUUCGUUUGGUCAAACUAUUAAGGAUAGAUGCUUUAGAUUUUUUUAAAAAGAUGUCUUUAAUAACACUUACUCUGUUUUAUUAUCCCUUGUAUUGAAUAUUCCAUAUAUUACAAUGUUUAAUUUACGCACUGUUUGAACUAGUUUCUUUAUAAUCUGUGGUAUCUUUAAUUUAAACGAUUCGUUAGAUAAGCGUUGAGUCUUUUAUACUUACUGAAAUGGAAAUUUUAAUUUAGCAUAAACUUUUCUAUGCACUUUGAGAAUAGAGUAGGUAUUAAUUUGGGCUCAUUACAUUAAAUACGAGAACAAAAUAUUUAAUAUUUGGCUAAUGUUAUUACUGUACUUAAUUUUCUAAUCGAUAACAUACAGAUUAGUUUAUAAAUAUUCCAUAAUUAUCGAUAAAUAAUAUCAUUAAUACACUAUUCUAAACUACCUAACUUUCUAAAAUAAUUUAUUUAUUUUAUAUUUGUAAUUAAGUUAUUUGUAAGACCAUUUGCCGUUUCCUUGUAGUUGAGCUGAUUUCUCAUUGUAGUUGUAUGUGACAAAAAGUUUCUUGUAAAACGCUCGAUGCAGUAACGGUAUUCAGGCAAUAUUUUACAGUGUUCUACGGAUUAUAGAAACGCAAUAAUUUAUUAGAACAAUGUAUUUUAUUUAGUUACUGUUAUUUUUAAAUAACAGUUUUCAAUUCUACAGCAAUAAAUCAUACUCUGAUUUAUUUGAGCAAGCUAAAUUUUCAUACUAAUCUUAUAAAAACAGCCCAUGUGUUGAGUAACAGUUAAGUAAAAUAAUCGAUUUUGACGUAUUAUGGGUAAAAAUGGUAACUUAACAUCAGGAAGUUGAAAUUUUGCUUGAAUAUUGUUCAAUUCUUAAAAAUCAUGUUCUUGUAAACUCCAAAUUAUCUUAUAGCGUAAAAGAAUUGUUCUAUAUAGUCAAUAAGGUUUGUUAGAGACUGUUAAUAACAGCUGUAAUUCGUGAUAUACAUUAGUAUAUAAUAAUAUGUAACGCAAACAGUACUAGAAAUUAAAUACUAAUUUAUAAAAAUGUGUAAGCAUUAUGACUUCAUUUUUAAAUUCCUUAUUAGCCAACUUUGACAUUUUUUACAUUUAAUGAUAUAUUUUACUUUUUAGUUGAAUCUGUUAAAAUAUCC
This is a messenger RNA of Achroia grisella, 2828 nucleotides long. RefSeq lists its product as uncharacterized. Gene Ontology annotation, biological process: amino acid transmembrane transport; L-alanine transport. Gene Ontology annotation, molecular function: L-alanine transmembrane transporter activity; L-proline transmembrane transporter activity. The record is from RefSeq and is a predicted model, not a curated record. The transcript is spliced from 9 exons. Gene Ontology annotation, cellular component: vacuolar membrane. Lineage: Eukaryota; Metazoa; Arthropoda; Insecta; Lepidoptera; Pyralidae. The coding region runs from base 161 to 1525 and encodes 454 amino acids.